GUAGGCCAGAAUAAAUUCAAUAUUUUCAUAAACUUUUCACAAAAUAAUAAUACAAUUGUGUAUGGCCGAAUCAAAGUGAUAAUGUUGACAUUCAAUAUGGCGGUAUGUCGUCAGUGCUAUGCUGUGUCGUGCUUGUGAGAGUCGGGUCAGGACGUAUCAGACAGUAACCGCACACGAUACACCCUCCCGAACCGAUCUAAUGCACCGCAGAGCUCCGAUUCAGCAAGCAUUGAAGACAUCUGAGGAUAUAUUUUAUCAUAGUCGUAGUUUUAUUUUAUGUUUCAACAUUAGUGGUUUUGGUGUUUAAAUUGUGACUGCAAUCUAUCUCAGUGGUGUUCUCUUGAACACAAAGACUAAAAAAUGUGAUUUGAUUUAAAAAUACUGCUGCUGUUUAGGAACUUGAACACCACGCGAUUUUCUGUGAUACUUAUAUUCAUUAAUAAAACUGAGAUUUUCGACCUAUAUACAAGGAAUACAGUCAAAAAGCAAUGUCCAGUAAUCCUCAGUGGAAAAUGUUCCAACCGCCAGAUUCCCACCCGUCUCCCCUGCAGGAUAUACUAGACCUCCAGCACUCAAACAUGCAGGCAAAACAGGCCUACCGCAAUGGCACCUUCAGCAGUGAGUACCCCAGCUCACCCAGGGACAACUUUAGCAACAUGAGUAAGACGGGUGGUGGCAACCGAUUCCCUCUCGGCAACUACAACCUGGAUGGGUGCCCCAUGGGUGACUCCGUCGGAGUAUACUCAUCUUCUGGCUCUACCAACAACUCCUCAUCUCAAUAUGACUCCAUGAACCACCCCCCUAUAAGAGAGACCGGAAUCAUUGAAAAACUAUUGCAUUCAUAUGGAUUCAUACAGUGCUGUGAGAGGCAAGCGCGCUUGUUUUUUCACUUUAGUCAAUUCAGUGGAAAUAUUGAACAUCUUAAAAUCGGAGACCCUGUGGAAUUUGAAAUGACAUAUGACCGGCGCACUGGGAAACCCAUCGCAUCCACAGUCACUAAGAUUGCUCCUGAAGUGGUGCUGAGCGAAGCUCGCGUCACCGGUACGGUCACGACUGAGGUGAAAGGUGAAGGAUCUGGAGAUAAUACAGGGAGAAUUUCAUAUGAGAACCGCGGUGAAUGUUUUUUCUUACCGUACACAAAAGAUGAUGUUGAGGGUAAUGUGACAUUACGCACUGGUGAUGCUGUGAGCUUCCAGAUAGCUACUAACCAAAGGGGAACUCUGGGCGCCUGCCACGUAAGGUUUGAAAAUCCCGUUCAUCCAGUCAAGUAUCAUGGCGUUGUCUGUUCUAUGAAAGAAAAUUUUGGAUUCAUUGAAAGAGCGGACGUGGUGAAAGAAAUAUUCUUUCAUUAUUCUGAAACUAAAACUAAGGAAGAUUUAACUCUCGGAGAUGACGUCGAGUUCAUCAUCCAGACUAGAAACGGCAAGGAGGUGGCGUGCAACAUCACCAAGCUGCCCGGCGGCUCGGUGGUGUUCGAGGACGUCAGCCCCGAGGUCAUGCGCGGCCAGGUGCUGAAGCCGCUGGAGCGCGGCGCCGCGCGCGCGCCGCAGAACGACCCGCUGCCCGGCCGCAUCCGCUACCGCGCCGCCGACCACUCGGAGGUCGAGGUGCCGUUCGGCGACAAGGACCAGUGCGGCGAGUUCACGCUGCGGCACGGCGACUGGGUGCAGUUCCAGGUGGCCACGGACCGGCGCGACCAGCUCAAGCGCGCCACCAACAUCUCGCUGCUCGACGAGUCCUUCAACGUCUCCGGCGAGCGGCGCGAGCAGGGCGUGGUGUGCUCGCUGCGCGAGGGCUUCGGCUUCAUCCGCUGCGUGGAGCGCGACCAGACCAUGUUCUUCCACUUCGCGGAGGUGCUGCGCCUCGGCCACGAGCUCUCCGUGGGCGACGAGGUGGAGUUCACCGUGGACCCGGUGAGCUCGUUCUCGAACAUGAGCUCGCGGCAGUCGGCCAUCCGCAUCAAGCACCUGCCGGCGGGCUCCGUGAGCUUCGAGGCGCUGCUGGAGCGCGGCGUGCGCGGCGUGGUGACGCGCGAGCCGCCGCCCGCCAGCCCCACGCACUCGCACGAGCCCCAGGAAUCCAACGGACUCAUCACGUGUCAGAUCAACGGAGCCAAGAAGUCCAUCCCGUUCUCCGCCAAGAAGUGCGAGUCCAAGAUGAGCCCGCGCCUCGGCGACAAGGUCGUGUUCGACGUCUACCAGGUGAAGCGCAGCAAGGAGCUGGUGGCGCAGGGCGUGGCGGUGGCGGUGGCGCCGGGCGCGGCGGGCGCGGGCGCGGGCGCGGCUCCCAACGGCGCCGGCCGCCCGCUGGUCUACGGCUUCAUCGCCGCGCUCAAGGACGGCUUCGGCUUCAUCGAGACCGCCGACCACACCAAGGAAGUCUUCUUCCACUUCAGCAACCUGGACGGGUCGCCGGACGCGCUGGAGCCGGGCGCCGAGGUGGAGUACAGCGUGGGGCGCGGCGGCGCGGGCGGCGGCGGCUGCGCCAGCGCCGAGUGGGUGCGCGCGCUGCCGCGGGGCUCCGUGCCGCUGGCCGCGCCGCUCGAGCCCACGCUGCACGGCACCGUCACGCGCACGCUGCGCGCGCUCAACCCCGACCAGCAGCACUACUCAGGCAUGAUCCAGGCGGACGGGUCGGGCGCGGCGUACGAGUUCGGCAUCACGGGGCUGGCGUGCAAGCGCGAGAUCCUGCAGGUCGGCGACCCCGUGACGUUCCAGGCCGACGCCGACGGCCGCGCCGCCAACAUCGUGCCCGUGCGCAAGAAGCGCCGCGCCACGGUCGAUGCCAUCAAAGGUUCACACGCAUGCGGGUUCGGCUUCCUGUCGGUGGAGGGCGAGGACUGCCGGCGGCUGUUCUUCCACAUGUCGGAGGUGCGCGGCAACCCGUCCGAGCUGGCGCCCGGCGACACCGUGGAGUUCGUCAUGCUCACCAACCCGCGCAACGGCAAGUCCUCCGCCUGCAACGUCGUCAAAGUCGCCAAGACCGCGGGCAAGACGCGCGGCGAGCGGCCGGAGCGGCUGCUGGCGCGCCUGCGCACGGCGUCGCUGGAGGAGGCGGCCGGGCCGCGCGUCGUGGUGCUGCGCGCGCCGCGCGGGCCCGACGGCGGCCGCGGCUUCCGCCCGCGCCGCCCGCUCGCCGACCUCCUGGCGGAAUGAGGAGCGCGCGCCGCUGCGCAAGCCUGAACACUCUACAGCUAUGUAGGACACCUGUGGUUUGAUUUCAAAUUCAAAAUGUUUCUUUGUAUUCAUGAGAGACUGACUGAUCCUCUUUCUGUAGAAGCAUUUAAAAUUAUUUUGUUAAUAUUACUCGCCGUAGGGAAUAAAAUUGUAAUAAAUUAUUGUCAGCUCGCGCAUGUCUCAGCCGACCGCGCGGCGCGAGCGACGUGGCGCGGUCACGUGAGGAACAUAUCAAGUUAUGAACCGAUUGUUUGUUGUUGCACGUUAGAGCUCAUAAGAGGUUCUUUUUCGCAUAGAGACGUUGUUCAAAAUUCCGCGCUGCUUGUUGGUUUGCCAAGUUCCGGCGGCGACGCGGCCGGCGUGUACAUAGUGUGUGACGCUUGCACCCGACACCGCUCCAACUGGCGAGUGCGAGUUAAAUUAUUAAGAAUGGACUUUGAUUUGUACAGUAAUGGUAAUAAGUGUUUAUAGUCGUGUUGGUAUGAUAUAGAUCGCUCGGCACGCGCGCGGUGCCGCGGAGCCCCGCUUCGCUUGCGGCGGCUCGUUGCUGAUAAUGUUAGAUCUCGCGAAACUUCCUGUGAUUUUUGACGAACUUAAAUUUCCGUGCAAUACAUUUUGUAAUAAUGAAUAUUGGAUGUGUUACUGGUAGGCGAUACUAGAGUUAGAGACGCGCGAGCGCCGCCGCGCGGCCGCGCGACGCUUCGUACUCGUGUCUCGUAUGCAAUGAACUGGAAUGGAACCAAAGACUGAAAAAUAUUUAUUACAAUGAUAAUAUUGGUAUUAGAUUAUGUUAAUUAACCUUACGUCGAGAGCCCGCCGGCGUCGCCGCUUGAGCCGCCGCACAACGCUUCGACGUUAUCGUAGUUAAUCUUCACAGUCAGAUUUUUAAUUUGAGAUCACAACUGUAAAUAAACUCAUAUCGUUGUCAAACUGGUAUUCGUUAACAUUGUUGGAUUGUACUCAGUCGCUACUUAGGGCGCUUUCAAUUUAGACGUUUGGUGUCGGUCGUCGUGCGUUUGCAGGUCACGCGGUAAAUUGUAUGACAACUGACUCGGAAUAAAAUUGACUAUAGUGUGUGGUCUUGCAAACGCACGACACGUGUGACACGUGCCAAGCGUGUUGUUGUGUGAACAACUCGCCUUGGAUCCGAUGACGUCUUGAAACCGGCUUUGAUUUAUAAUCAUUGGUGGAAAUACUGAUUCAAUGUUGUUCAAAUGCCGAUGGCGGGAGAGUUCAAUUUCGAAUUUUAAGUCUAAUACAAAUUAAUUCUGACUUAAAUAGAAAGACACGGGUCUUAACGCAACAUUUAUUAAUGAGUUACGUUACGCACUCACGGCUUGACGUUUAGGGUCUUUCUAUUUAAGCAGAAAUGGAACGCGAAAGUUCAAAAUCUUAAAUUUAUUCUGUUACAACAAAUAAAAGGACACUAAAAUAUGUCAUAUCCCUGGUACUAGUCAAAGACAACGCCAAAUAUUAAGUCUGGAAUAAGGAAAUCGUACCAAAAACAUAUUCAUGUAAAAUGUCAAAAGGAACCGUAUAGCUCGUCGUAUGACUGGUCUGGAAAAAGUUAUCAAAUCUCAUGUAUAGCCAAGCUUCUAACAGUACACCUCAGUCUAAACAUGUGUCAUGACCGUUUCGCUGUCGUACGUGGGCGUAAGGUGAAAAUGUAUUCACUGCUCAUUACUUUUCUGUUAUGCUAUCUCUUACGAUAUAUUGGAAAGUCCGAUUUGCCGAUUUCUGCAACUUUUUACAGUGAUAUGUAUAAUUUAAUAUCCUUACUACUUCUUUCUACUACUACUUACUACUACUACUACUUACUACUAUUAUAAGGGGUGAAAACGAUAAGUGAUCUCACUUGAUUAUUUCUUAACUAUUGAUAUCAAGAAACUGGUUACCUACUGAUCCUGAAAGAGCUUCACGAGCUUUAUUAAACGGUGUCAUUUGUAGGUUACAUAGCUACAAACAUUGAAUUUUUCAAUAGAUUCACUUUAUUGAAUCUAUUGAAAAAUUCAAUGUUUGUAGCUUCCAUACAUUUAGUACCUACAGUCACAUGGAACAUCAUCUCUUGCAAAAAAGCCUAAAACCAAUGUUUUCCAUGAAUAAUUUUAAAUAGGAAUGCAAUUCACGAGUUUCUUCUGAGUUAAUUUUUUUAACAGUACUAGUAAGUUGUGGCAGCUAAAUGUAUGGAAGCUGGAAACAUGAAUUUUCGAACUCAAUUUUGAUGUCGUUGGUUAUAGCUUAUGAAAAAUUCGCUUAUUUUGUAUAAAUGGUCAUCCAUAAAUUCAAAUUCAAUAACUCUUAUCAUCUCCUUAAGUUUGGCACGCUCUUUACGGGACACCCUGUAUACUAGUUAACUAUUUUCUGGAGAGUGCAAAGCAAAAGGCAAAUGCAUGGCAAAAGGUACGACAAAUUAUUAAGGACAUCAAAUGUGCUUGUUUUGACAUAUAAAAAGGUUUUAAAUAACCUAGCUAUUAAUAUUGUCACGAUCAUUUACUAAAAAAAUUGUUGGUAUAAUUUUGCCAAACUUUAUUUAAAGAAAAAUUUUUUUGAUUUUGUGUAGUGCAGCACUCGGCGCGGCUCCGGGCGCUCGGGAAGGCCUUCAAUGUUCUUGAAGUUAUUUGUACUUGUACACCACUACACGUGUGACAAGUACUAGUAAUAUAACCCAGUAACACCAUAAUAGUGUGCAGGCUUUAUCAAACAUUUAUAUUUAAUUUAAAACCAGUGAACCUGCAUACUAAUAAUACCUUUUACUUAAAACAUUAAAGCUACGCAUUGGAACUAAAAAGAUUUUAAGCUUUAAUUUGCAUCCAGUGAAGUUCCGAAUUUCUUAAUGCUACGCGAAGUUGCAGUGGCGGUCGCAGGCACUUGUACCCAACUGUCUGUAAAUUAAAUUUAAUGUACAAUGUAAAAACUUUAAUAAAUUACAGUUAAUUUA
This is a messenger RNA of Ostrinia furnacalis (Asian corn borer), 6114 nucleotides long. It is a transcript of the gene Unr, whose product is annotated as cold shock domain-containing Unr. Lineage: Eukaryota; Metazoa; Arthropoda; Insecta; Lepidoptera; Crambidae. Gene Ontology annotation, molecular function: nucleic acid binding. The record is from RefSeq and is a predicted model, not a curated record. The coding region runs from base 489 to 3155 and encodes 888 amino acids. The transcript has 17 exons.